Molecule: messenger RNA, 3216 nt
Organism: Pogoniulus pusillus (Red-fronted tinkerbird)
Lineage: Eukaryota; Metazoa; Chordata; Aves; Piciformes; Lybiidae
Gene: SPSB1
Product: splA/ryanodine receptor domain and SOCS box containing 1
Exons: 4
Coding region: 439-1260 (273 amino acids)
Biological process (GO): proteasome-mediated ubiquitin-dependent protein catabolic process; intracellular signal transduction
Cellular component (GO): SCF ubiquitin ligase complex
Molecular function (GO): protein binding
Source: RefSeq, a predicted model, not a curated record
GACGGCCGGGCCGGGCCCCGCUUGCCGCGCCUGGCGCCGGGAGGAGCUGGGGUGCUGCGGCUCCAGCCUCCCCGCCGCGGCGGGGAAGAGGCCGGCGCUGCCCUCUCCGCGCUCAGCAUCACGGCCCCGGGAGCAGCCUCCGGCGGGGCUCGGCCCGGCCGCUGCCAUGGUCCGGCCGCCAGCCUGGGAACGGGGGAACAUAUUCUGCUGGGACUGCUACCAACAUGACAUCUGCUGAUCUGGGUUCAUGGCUGCAUUUUAGGAGGUUCACUGCCAGCUGAAGGGAGCAGGACAGAACAUCACGGCACUACUGACCCGGGCAGCUCUGGACGAGGCUUCCCAGCAGCUUUUCUGUGGGGCUGAGUGACGGCAGGAGCAGCUGCAGCAAUCCAUGAGCUUGCCUUGGGAGCCUAUCAAUAGGCAAAAUCGGAGCACACCAUGGGUCAGAAGGUCACAGGUGGGAUAAAGACUGUGGAUAUGAGGGACCCUGUGUACAGGCCACUGAAACAGGAGCUCCAAGGACUGGACUACAGCAAACCCACGCGUCUGGACUUACUUCUGGACAUGCCUCCAGUGUCCUAUGAGGUGCAGCUGCUGCACUCGUGGAACAACGACGACCGCUCGCUGAACGUCUUUGUGAAGGAGGAUGACAAACUGAUAUUUCACCGGCAUCCGGUGGCGCAGAGCACAGAUGCCAUCAGGGGCAAGGUGGGCUACACGCGAGGGCUGCACGUGUGGCAGAUCACCUGGGCCAUGCGGCAGCGCGGCACGCACGCCGUGGUCGGGGUGGCGACGGCAGACGCCCCGCUGCAUUCAGUAGGGUACACCACGCUCGUGGGCAACAACCACGAGUCCUGGGGGUGGGACCUGGGGCGCAACAGACUCUACCACGAUGGCAAGAACCAGCCCAGCAAAACUUAUCCUGCCUUCUUGGAACCAGAUGAAACCUUCAUCGUGCCAGACUCCUUCCUGGUGGUUCUGGACAUGGACGAUGGGACGCUGAGCUUCAUCGUGGAUGGGCAGUACAUGGGCGUUGCCUUUCGAGGACUCAAAGGGAAGAAGCUGUACCCAGUGGUGAGCGCCGUGUGGGGCCACUGCGAGAUACGGAUGCGCUACUUGAACGGACUUGACCCUGAACCACUGCCUUUGAUGGAUUUGUGUCGGCGAGCUGUGAGGCUUGCUCUGGGCAAGGAGAGACUGAACGAGAUCCCUACACUGCCACUGCCAGCCUCCCUCAAGAGUUACCUGCUCUACCAAUGACCUUCACAUUCAAGGAUGGUUGGAACCAAGGCAAAAUGUCAGAGCUGACCCACUGAGCAAUGGGCUCUCCACCCUCGUGUCAUCACUACUGUCAGAACUCCUUGGCCAAAGUUUUCCUGCCAUGGCUUAACUCUCCAGGUGCCCUUCUUGGCAAGCUCUCAAGUAAUCCUUGUUUCACAGCUGAGUGUUUAGUUCUUUGGAAGUUGCUUCCCCAACACACUUACGAAAGCAACAUUUAGCUGAGCUCUACUUCCCUGCUUCUCCUGAGCAAAGGCAAGGCUGCAUCCUUCAGGUUGUAGAGCCUAGGAGUGAAAGUUUCUAUACCAGCUAAAGGGAAGAAAAUAAUGUAGGGGAAAGAAGGCAUUAGGAGUGGAAAUCUGAAGACCAGGUUCUAAGAAUGGAAGGGCACAGGGUGGCCAGUGGAGUUGGGAAGAGUCUGGAAUACUGAAAAGAAUUAAUUGCUGAGUGUUAAAACAAACCAAAACCAGAAUAUGAGCCCAAGCCCUGAAUCACCAAAAUCUGGACACCUUGGCAAAGGUGGUUAUGUUGCUGAUGUCUGUCUGCCAGGAUUUCUCACCAUGUUCUCGUCUGAUUUCCUGCACAGCGAAUCCUGCCUUCUUGUUCAUCACCAUUGCUUUCCCAGGUCUGCUCCAUCCUCUGUUCCAUCCCCUCCUAGUGGGUUUGACUCAUGAUUGAGCAGUCAUGCUGUGUCUUUACCUGCCCUUUUCCCGACUUAAACCUGCAGGGUUUAGUUUGGGGUCAGGGGUUCCUUGCUGACAUGAGAACAGGGAAGUGACAAACUUCUCCUGCAGUAGGGUGAGAUGAGCUGUACAAGCUGAGAUGUGUUACACACUAAAGGUCCUAGCUUUCUGUAUAGCCUCCUCCACGUUGAGGCUUUAAAGAAACAUGCUGGUGUGUUGCUCUGAUGGCUCUGCCAGGGACUCCUCUUGUUAGAUAAGCUGCUUAAAGUCAUCCAAACCAGGCCUUGUUCUGUCCUAGACAAUCGGUGUAAUCUCAACCUAACUAUGCAGCAGGAAUAGUUCUCUCUGUCUCUAGGGGUGGGAAGUCGUCCUAGAGAAGGUGGUAGCAGUGUGGCCGUGGAAAUACCAUCAGCAUCUCGUUAAGGUCUAAACAGAGGCCACUGGGGUGGUCUCUGGGCACAGCAAGAGAAAACUGAACCUUUCCAGAGCUGGGAAUGGGGGGGCAGGAGAGAACUGCAAUAAACAGGACAAGCAAUUCAGGCAAAAUCAGCACAUCCCAAAUAGAUGCUCACCUCAGUAGCCAAGUAAAGAGGAUGACACUCCUUUACUAGCAGGAGCUGCUCUCUUGACCUCUCCACAGGUUACUAUGCUGCCUUUCUGGGGUUAUUUUGCACAUUUCUUUGUCUUGAAAAAAAAAAAAACAAACCAGAAGUUUGUGUGGUUGUUGUUUCCUUUUUUUGUGUGUUUUUUUUUCUUGAGUUAUCCUUUCAGUUCUGUGUAGGUACAAAUGAGUUUAGUUGUUGAAAAUGUUAAUAUAUAUUUGUGGUGUAUGUACAAGAACAUGUUUUGAACAGCUGCUGUAGGGUACCUUUUUUUUUUAAAUAAACUACUUGCAUAGUAUAUUUUUGAAAGCACAGAAUUGGUGCCAAGACUGGCUGGGGUCUGGUGUGCCCCCUUUUUUAAUCUAAUGUUGUAUGACUUCCUUUGCUUUGAUGUAGGGGUUUGUACUUGUUUCUGUCACAGGGUAGGACACAAGAAAAUUCUGUGUAUGGAACCCUGCUUGGUUGCCUUCAGCUUGAACCAGCAUCUUCCAGAAGUCCAGGGAAGCAGCUGUGUUCUUCCUACUUGUAGUGCUCUUUGUGCUCCCUCUUCUCACUUCACCAGUACACUUUGUACAGUUUUGGAUUCUGACUUUCUAUUUUAUGACUGUAGAUAAUACUCAGUAACCUAAUAAACUUUAUUAAAUAUUACAUAA